CAAAAACGCAAUUCCUUUCUUAAAUUCCCCUUCAACCAAUCUCUACCUCAAAAUACCAAAACUCAACAUCUCAUGUCAUCUUCCCAAAUAUUAGCUUGUUCCCAUUGCGCUCCAUUCCCUAUUUAAACAACACCCUAACUCAAGUCUCUCACUUCCACAAAAACCACUGUCCUACUACUGCUAAUUCGAAGAUGGCGAUGAGGCUGGAGAAGCUUUCGUUGCUGAUUACUCUUAUGGGGUUGAGUUUUUGUCCGUCGUUGAUGGAGGGGAAGAAGGAAAAUAGUAAUGAUUUUAUUGGAGAGGUUAAUGUGAAGCAACUAAGGAAAUUGGCAUGGAAGUAUAACGUGACAAGUUUAUUAGUGUUUGGAGAUUCAAGUGUUGAUCCUGGGAAUAACAAUUUUCUUUCCACAACGAUGAAGAGCAAUUUCCCUCCUUAUGGCAAGGACUUCUUUAACGCCCGUCCUACUGGCAGAUUCUGUGACGGAAGACUUGCCACUGACUUUAUUGCUGAGGCGUUGGGAUUUGGAGAGACAGUGCCAGCAUUUCUUGAUAGAACAUUGAAGCCAAUAGAGCUUUUGCAUGGCGUUAGCUUUGCUUCGGCAUCUUCAGGCUACGAUGAUCUCACCGCCAACUACUCAAACGUGCUGUCACUUCCAAAGCAAUUGGAGUAUUUGAUGCAUUAUAAGCUUCAUUUAAAACGACAAGUCGGCGGUGAGAAAGCAGAGAAGAUAAUAAAAAACGCCAUUGUUGUGAUCAGUAUGGGAACAAAUGACUUUCUAGAAAACUACUUCUUGGAACCACUCCGGCCAAAGCAAUUUAGCUUGGAUCAAUACCAGAAUUUCUUGGUCUCUUCCAUGUACCGUAAUGUUCAGGUGAUGCAUAGGUUGGGAGUAAGAAGGUUAGUAGUUGUGGGAGUACCGCCAUUGGGAUGCAUGCCAGUUGUGAGAACAAUAACCAAUCAGAAUACGACAUGUUCCGAAGUCUUCAACCAAGCUGCCUACGCAUUCAAUGCAAAGAUGAAGCUGAAACUGGCAGGCAUUAAGGCCAGCUUGGGUAUGCUCACCAGCUUUGUCGAUGCUUAUGCCAUCGUCCAAGCCGCUGUCCACAACCCCACCGCCUACGGUUUAAGAGAGACAGCAAAGGGGUGUUGCGGGACGGGAUUGGUUGAGUAUGGGGAGACAUGCAAGGGCUCACCCACCUGCUCCGACCCUGAAAACUAUCUGUUUUGGGAUGCUGUUCAUCCUUCCGAAAAGAUGUACAAAAUCUUAGCCGCCCAAGCCAUUCGAUCUGUUCAACAGAACAUUUUAUCCUAGUUAAUUUUCCUUCUUUUUUCUUUUACAGAUUUGCUUUUUUAUUUUCUUUGAAUACAAAUUAAUUCCCAGCGGUAAACAAUUUAUUCACAUCUAUCGUAUAAUUUUCAUUUUAAUUAACUAUAUGACAGAGAUGAAUGAGUUAUUGAAAUAUGAUUUAAUUCUU
Molecule: messenger RNA, 1476 nt
Organism: Cucumis sativus (cucumber)
Lineage: Eukaryota; Viridiplantae; Streptophyta; Magnoliopsida; Cucurbitales; Cucurbitaceae
Product: GDSL esterase/lipase At5g45950
Exons: 5
Coding region: 192-1313 (373 amino acids)
Molecular function (GO): hydrolase activity, acting on ester bonds
Source: RefSeq, a predicted model, not a curated record